CGCGCGGACUCCUCUACUGCGUCACCCGGUGCCGGUUAAGCAAGCGCGCGCGGAAUCGUCGUAUCCCUUUCAUCCGUUCAUCAUCUCUACACCAUGAGUGAGAGACCAGGAUCCGGAGUACCAACUGGACUCAGCAAACCCUCAGGGGGUGACGAUGCAUCCAAGAAGGACGUCCCCCCUGAGGACUUUGAUAUCGACCUGGACGCACCAGAGACGGAGAAAGCCGCUGUCGCCAUCCAGUCGCACUUCAGAAAGUACCAGAAGAAGAAGCAGGAUCCGAAGCCAUAAGCUGAGCCGGCUGAAUGCGGCCCGAAACUGUUUGCAUGUUCAAUAAAAGCGUACCGUCAUGGACUCACGGGUGGGGAUUCUGUGGUGAUGGCAAGGGAAGGUGGGACUAAGGGAAAAGGGGACUUAAAGUGAAUCAUCAUUGCAUCCAUCUGGAACAAUAAGCCUGAUGUUUCAGAUUUUAUUUCUCUGUAUGUUUUAAUUUUUUUACUAAAUAAUUUCUCUUGUAUUGGUUCGGAAAGCUUAUUGAAUAUCAUGGCUUGCAUACUCAAAAGAAUAUCUCCCACUCAAUAUGUUCAUCUGUGAUCAUAUUCUGUUCAUAACAAAGAAAUGAAGCUACAAAAAUGUAUAAAAUACUGUACAUGUUUGGCAUUACUGUAAGUCUGGCUUUCUUUUGAUGACAGUGUUAUUUUGGAACAAAACAAGCAACUCUGAAUUAUGAACAAUCUUAUUAGUCCUGUUCCUUUUUAUGAUUGUAUCACUCCCAUGUGCACUGGUUACUGUAUUUAUUAUUUGUUGUCGUCUGGCUACAUAAGUGUGUUUUGUGCUUCUUUAAACCUUAGUUUAAUCAGCUAAAUGUGCCAUGUGCUACACUAUACUGUCCAUCCAACACUUUGAAAUGAUGUACACUCUUAAUAUUAGCAAAUAAAUAUUUAAAGAACAGAGCAGACGGCU
This is a messenger RNA of Silurus meridionalis, 960 nucleotides long. RefSeq names its product Purkinje cell protein 4a (gene pcp4a). The record is from RefSeq and is a predicted model, not a curated record. Gene Ontology annotation, molecular function: calmodulin binding; calcium ion binding. The coding region runs from base 94 to 288 and encodes 64 amino acids. NCBI's taxonomy places the organism in Eukaryota, Metazoa, Chordata, Actinopteri, Siluriformes, Siluridae. The transcript is spliced from 3 exons. Gene Ontology annotation, cellular component: cytoplasm.